UCGUACGCUCCACAAACCCUCAUACUUUAACACUAAAAUCGAAGGUUAAGGCUCGUGAAUCUCGUAAAAAGGAAAGUAGAAAACGUGAUCUACAAACAAAGGGUUACGCAUUUAUCCGAAUAAAAUCUCAAUCUGUCAAAUUCGGGAUUUCAUCAAUUUGGAGACUUUUGCUCUUUAGAGGUUUGAAGCAGUGGCUCGAAGCACUCUCGACUCUCUCCCGUCCUUCCGUCAACUUCUUCCCUCCUUUCGACGAUGUCUCGAAGGUAUGACAGCCGUACAACGAUCUUCUCCCCAGAAGGUCGUCUCUACCAAGUUGAAUAUGCAAUGGAAGCAAUUGGGAAUGCUGGGACUGCUAUUGGAAUACUAUCCAAAGAUGGGGUUGUUCUAGUUGGGGAAAAGAAAGUCACUUCCAAGCUUCUCCAGACCUCAACAUCCACUGAGAAAAUGUACAAGAUUGAUGACCACGUUGCGUGUGCUGUGGCUGGAAUCAUGUCUGACGCAAACAUCCUAAUCAACACAGCUAGGGUCCAGGCCCAGCGAUAUACUUUUUCUUACCAGGAGCCUAUGCCAGUUGAACAGCUAGUUCAGUCUCUAUGUGACACCAAACAAGGAUACACUCAGUUUGGCGGGCUUCGUCCGUUUGGUGUUUCAUUUCUAUUUGCCGGUUGGGAUAAGAACUACGGUUUCCAGCUUUACACGAGUGACCCAAGUGGAAACUAUGGUGGUUGGAAAGCUGCAGCAAUUGGUGCAAACAACCAGGCAGCUCAGUCAAUGCUCAAGCAGGAUUACAAGGAUGAAAUCACAAGGGAAGAGGCAGUACAGCUGGCACUCAAGGUGCUAAGCAAGACUAUGGACAGCACUAGUCUUACUUCUGAUAAGCUUGAACUAGCUGAGGUUUUCGUCUCUUCUGGGAAAGUUAAGUACCAGGUGAGCACUUCAGAUUCCCUUAGCAAGUUGUUAGUGAAGUUUGGGUUGACCCAACCAGCUGCCGAGGCAUCUUAAAUUACUUUCUUGAUUCAGACCUAGGUUUACAGACUCGUCUGACCUAGGUUUAUGGGCUCCUCUGAUUGUAUGGCUCAUGAAUUAUGAUUUCACGAAACAGAUGCGGGAUAAUUGGUGUUGGAAUCAAUAUGCUUGUUUUUGUUCAUGUCUUGAACCUCUGUUGGUCUACUUUUAAAUAUUUGACAUCUUCAUCAAA
Rhododendron vialii is the source of this 1198-nucleotide messenger RNA. Its product is annotated as proteasome subunit alpha type-4-like. Gene Ontology annotation, biological process: ubiquitin-dependent protein catabolic process. The record is from RefSeq and is a predicted model, not a curated record. Gene Ontology annotation, cellular component: nucleus; cytosol; proteasome core complex, alpha-subunit complex. The coding region runs from base 253 to 1002 and encodes 249 amino acids. The transcript is spliced from 3 exons. NCBI's taxonomy places the organism in Eukaryota, Viridiplantae, Streptophyta, Magnoliopsida, Ericales, Ericaceae.